Molecule: messenger RNA, 2871 nt
Organism: Clonostachys rhizophaga
Lineage: Eukaryota; Fungi; Ascomycota; Sordariomycetes; Hypocreales; Bionectriaceae
Source: the annotation of a GenBank genome assembly
AUGGAUCUCUUCUUUGUGCACCCUGCCCACUUCGACUAUCCCAUCGCCCAAGACGAUUUCUCGAGCCCCGCGAGCUCAGAGGCCAAUUAUGACAUGGAGAUCGACCUAACAAGUCCUGAUUGCCCUGCACCCCCCGAAGGCGCUGAGGCUGGAGAGCCAGCUGAUGCUACGAGCGACCUGUCCGAUCCUGCGACUUGGGAAAUACCAUGGCCUAGCUCAAUAAUCCCCGUUGAGAUCUUCGAGCUCAUUACGUCGUUUCUUUCCCGAGCUGAGGUUAGAACUCUUCGCAGGGUGAAUAAGGAGUUUGAAAUCAAGGUUUCUGCAAAGUACUUCAAGAACGUUGUCGUCCCAUUUCGACCCGAGUUAUAUGGCGAUUUUGAUAGAGAGUCGUCCGAGCCCCGACUGCACCCAUCCUCGGCCCUCUUCUCCACUGGCUCACGUAUAUUCGAGUCCUUUGGCCCUCAUAUCCUUCGUUUCGCCCUCUCUCUUGAGUUGGAUGAGGAUGACCUUGCGAACCCUCCGAUUAAGCCAGCCCAAGAGGCUGUGACCUCAUUCUGGGGGAUAUAUCGAUGGCCGCCCCAGACUUACACCAGGUACUCUGACCUCCAAGGAAUUGAACAGACGGCAGAUGAAACGCAAAAGAUGAAGGAUGCUUUGAAAUGCUUGACUAAAGUUACCAAUAUGGGCCUGUCUUGCGAUCCUGGUCUUGGAUUUCUCACAAGACCAGAUGUCUGCGUGCGCCGCGCAUCAACCCGUCGACCUGUCUUUGCCACAAAGAACUGGCGCCGAGAGCACCACCCCGGCCAGAUAGUGGAAGAAGAGGACGAUCAAUGUGUCACAAUCGCCAACUUGAAUGGGCCUGGACCCCAGAAAUCACAAGCUUCUGCUUCUGACAAUCUUUCCCUUCAGCGACAAGUUCUUGAGAAGAUGGUCGUUGAUGCAGGCUAUGAAGGCCCGGCAAUCAACGAGGCUAUCGGUCUGCUCCUUGACACAGAAAACGCCAGCUUGCCCUCUAUCGAUGUGGACGAAAGAGCUGCCUCGAACAUGAAUGCUCUUGAUAGGAGCAGCUCUGAUGUCCACGAGCAACAGGUGCUUGCCAUGUUAGCAAUAGACGGAAGCGCAGAAACCCUCGAACGGCCCGACUCUCGCAGGUUUCCUCUUGUCCCUGCUUUCCUCUCUCGGGCUCAAAAGGAGCUCCUUCUUGAGUUGGAGUGGGCUCACCGAGCCAUGAUUCAAUCCUACGUGAUUGCCAUGGUCGACAAUGCAGCCAUCGGUUGCUACUCGCAACUCACCACGUUGUCCAUUGCCAAAAUACCCAGUUGUCAUGUUCAUAUUUUCUAUCGAGAUUCUUUCUGGGAUAGCUUCCCCAAUCUUUCCAACGUGUCAUUGGGUGUCAUUGCGGACUGGAGAAAAAUCACAAAACCCACUCCAGGGUGCAUCGAGGACAACGAAGUAUCGCCAGUGACCGCUGUUGGUUUGGUUUUCAGACUUCUUCAGGACUACAUCGGCAAGCAGCCCGGAAUCGAAAGCUUGCAUUUCGAGUGGAUAUGCGGUGGUGAAUUCGCUCCAAGCUCGUACCAACGGAAUCAAUACAUCCUUCCUGCACCAUUCUUCAAGAACCCAAGGGAUAUGGCGUCAGCGAAUUUGGACGUUUUUCAAGAAGACAAACUCCUGAGUUUGCCGCAUCUUAAACAUCUCUCUCUCAAGAACUGCUGGGCAUCGCCACACGUCCUUAUCCAGACUGUUCGAGAGAUGGGACUUGCGUCUUUGGAAAAACUAGAGCUGGAGUCGGUCUCCCUUUCGGGCCAGCCUACCAGGAAUCCUCAAUUCCCUUUGGGCUUGCACAACGGCCAAGCUGCUGCUCAUUUUAAUCAAAUGAUGAUGAUGCACAACGGCUUUGUUGGCUUCGCCCAACAUGCGCAUCUACUCCCUGGCCCACCACCUGGACUUCCACAAAUCUUCAACCCACAUCAUCUCUUCAACCAACCAGCUAUUUUCGGAGGCGGACAAAAUCCCCUCUUCCCGGACGGACAACCCGUCAUCCCGGCCGCACAACAUCACAUCAUCCCGGCCGCACAACAUCACAUCAUCGGGCCCGCACAACAUCACAUCAUCGGGGCCGGGCAACAUCACAUCAAUGCACAUGCAGCAAUCCUACCAGAUAUGGCCGCGCGUCCUGAGACACUCGUCUUUCCAGAACUUUUGACGUGGGCAGGAUUUAUCGAGCAUUUCACUCCUGGUGACUCCAUUCGCCGUGUUAUCGAAGAUGGCGUUGAUUGGGAAGACAGCCGGUGGCCACCUCUUCUCCAAACGGCCGCAGAUGUGAUUCCACAAUGCGAUCGUCUUUUCGCUGAGGAGAGGCGAUACACAAUCAAGUGCCUAUCUUUCAAAUCUUGUGGCUAUGUUGCCGUCGACGCCGCUAACCUCAAUACUCGUGCUCUCUUGCCCCCUGGAGCCCAUGGCGUUGUCCCUCCAAGCCACAGUCCGAGCACGCCUCAGCGUAUCAUGCAGCGUUGCAAAGACAGGGAGCUUGCCCAGAUAUUGCCCUACAUUGGGCCACAAGAAGCGUUCAAUCUCACACACGCUUUCGGUAUGGCCAUGGGCUGGGAACGUGUCUAUAGCCAAAGAACGAUUCACGAUGCCGCGGCUGAUGGUGUGGACUUCCCCGGCACCGGGCGCUUUUCCGGAAUGGUUGACACGUCCCCUGUUCCUCGCCCAUGGAACGAAUUCAUACCACCCGAACGCAAUAAUAUAACAGUCAGUCUACCUCCUGCAAGCAUGUCGGAUAAUGGCCAUGAGGGGGACGACCUUGAGUCUGUCUUGGAGUCGCUGGAGUGGCACACUCCGCAAACACAUAUGGAUGGAGAGUGA